Messenger RNA from Cyphellophora europaea CBS 101466, 171 nucleotides. RefSeq lists its product as uncharacterized. The record is from RefSeq and is a predicted model, not a curated record. The transcript has a single exon. NCBI's taxonomy places the organism in Eukaryota, Fungi, Ascomycota, Eurotiomycetes, Chaetothyriales, Cyphellophoraceae. The coding region runs from base 1 to 171 and encodes 56 amino acids.
AUGACCCGCGGCAACCAGCGAGAAAAGGCCCGCGAGAAAGCCCUCGCUAAAGAAGGCAAUAAGAAGAACAAGAACACCCAGUCAGGCACUGAAUUCGCUCGCACCAAAGAGGCACAGGCCGCCAUCAUGCGAGAAAAACAAGCUCAAGGUAGAGGAAAAACUUCCUUCUGA